This is a messenger RNA of Tarenaya hassleriana, 799 nucleotides long. Its product is annotated as ubiquitin-conjugating enzyme E2 2-like. Gene Ontology annotation, biological process: proteasome-mediated ubiquitin-dependent protein catabolic process; protein polyubiquitination; DNA repair. NCBI's taxonomy places the organism in Eukaryota, Viridiplantae, Streptophyta, Magnoliopsida, Brassicales, Cleomaceae. The transcript has 6 exons. Gene Ontology annotation, molecular function: ubiquitin conjugating enzyme activity. The record is from RefSeq and is a predicted model, not a curated record. Bases 184 to 642 code for a protein of 152 amino acids.
AAGCUUUUUGCCUAAGUUACACGAAGCGCGAAUAUUUCGCUCUUAUCCUCGAGGGGUCGCCGGCGAACUUGAUUCGAUCUUCUUUGUUGGCCCGCGAUCAGUCAUCGCCGUCUCUUUCCGACUGAUUCUUGAACCUUCGCCGUUCAUCCCCGGCUUUUGUUCACCGGCAUAAGGGGGAGGAAGAUGUCGACUCCGUCGAGGAAGAGACUGAUGAGGGAUUUCAAGAGGUUGCAGCAGGAUCCUCCUGCAGGCGUAAGCAGUGCUCCACAAGAUGACAAUAUCAUGCUCUGGAAUGCCGUUAUAUUCGGGCCUGAUGAUACCCCAUGGGAUGGAGGUACUUUCAAACUCACGCUUCAGUUUGCAGAGGAUUAUCCGAAUACGCCACCGACUGUCCGCUUUGUUUCGAGGAUGUUCCAUCCAAACAUUUAUGCAAAUGGGAGUAUCUGCUUGGACAUUCUACAAAACCAGUGGAGUCCAAUCUAUGAUGUAGCUGCUAUACUCACCUCCAUUCAGUCGUUGCUUUGUGACCCGAAUCCGAAUUCUCCGGCCAACUCGGAAGCUGCAAGGAUGUUCAAAGAAAACGAGCGUGAUUACAACCGGAAAGUGCGAGAAAUCGUUGAGCAAAGCUGGACUGCUGACUAGUUAUUACCACCUCUUCUUUCCGAACAUAACUGUCAAUCCCGUUCUUGUGUUUUUAGAACUCAGUUAUAUGUUUUUCGAAAUCCAACGGUCCAUUUCCCUUUGGUAUACUUGUGAUUCUGCCCAUUCAUUAUCACUGUUUCUACCUCUCUUAUGAUCA